AUGGCCGCGGAAGUACACGGACCGGGAAAGGGCAGCGGUUUUACGUGGCGGGCAGAUAUCAAACUGAAUGGAUUUCCGAAAGAUUCAGAAGAACAGAUUUCACAGAAGUUAAGUAACGAAGAUCUGACUCCAGAAAUAAGCCUCUGUCUAGAUACCCUUCUGGAGGAUGGAAUAGCGGUUCCAAAGGAGCAGACACCACAGGAUAUAUUUCCACAUGGUUUAGAAGACUGCCAGAGAACCUGCAUGACCGUUAUUGACACAGAUAACGAAGUAAAAGAACAUUCCCCUAACAAUGAUACAGAUCUUUCACGGACAUCCUCAGAGAAGAUAUGCUUGGAAGCAUUCACUGAACAGAAUGUAGAGACUGGUGAAUUUGAAACCAGUGAUUUGUUGAGAUCCCUCAGUGAUACUGAGAGUCUUAAAAUGAUAAACUCAUUGUCUGACCAGUUAGAGUGUCAGAGUCAUGCCUGUUCCAUUGAUCCCUCAGCAGAUGAGAGCAGCGAUGCCCUGCCAGUACAGCUUGUGACAGCUCUGGAUUCCUUGUCAGGAUCUGUGGUACAACCUGUCAGUCCUGUAGUACCGAGUGAGAGACAGCUUAGCACUGGGGGAGAGCAGUUGAAUUCAGAACCGAGUAUUCCACAGUUAGAUGAUGACUGUACGCAGAUAACAAACGUGAUUGAGCCUCAACUUGCUACAGUUCAGGUGGAAGAAGUAAAAGCCUUAACAGGAUCUAUCUUGCAGAGGACAACAAAUGAGCAACUUGUAGGUGAUCAGCAGAGAGAGAAAGAAGUAAUUUCAGAUUACUGGGGUGCCACCUCUGGUGAAAAGCAAAGUGGGGAGAGAAGUUCACAUUCAGUGAAGGCUGCAGCAUGUGCAGAAACAGCCCAAACAACAUCAAGGAGAGCAAUGCAGUUAAGAGAGACCUCCUCAAGAAAGUGCAGAGAUCAUGUUUCCAGUCAUCACAAAAUACUAGAAGACACUCAACAGAUGAUGUCUCACAGUGGCAAAACAACAAGAAACAAAGCUAAGGAUUCAGAUAAAUUUCAGAAAUCUACUUCUAAGGACAAGCAAGAUCUAGAAACCAACAUAUGCCAAGAAAGAAGUCUGGAUGAGGAUAGGAAAACUGAGCAGAGAAGAAGGAGCAAGAGAAUCAAAAACAAGCAGAGACAAGAAGCCUUUGGUAGGAAUUCUGUAAAUCCUGUGCGCCCCAUUCUACUUUCAGUGAUCAAUAGGAGGAAUAUUUAUGGUGAGACCUUACUGCAUAGAGCUGUUGUAGGUCAAGACCUAGACCUUGUAUGUAACAUAAUAAAAGCUGGCGGAAAUGUAAAUGUUCAGGAUUAUGCUGGCUGGACUGCACUACAUGGAGCAAGUGUGGAAGGCUUUUAUGGGAUAGCGAGUGAGCUUUUAAAAGCAGGAGCUGAUGUUAAUGCUAGAGGAAAUGAGCAGAUAACACCUCUGCAAGAUGCAGUUAAAGAAGGCCAUUAUAAGAUGGCAGAAUUAUUACUUUCAUAUGGAGCAGAUCCCUUAUUAAAAAAUGAGUUGGGAAGGUGUGCAUUAGAAGAAGCUUCUGACCCGUCUAUGAGGAAACUACUUGAAAGCUAUGUAGCGAAAUCCAGUACAUAUUCAGUAUCAGGCUUGAAGGGGGAGGGCAAUAAUAUCAGGCUUGCCUGUGAAAAGCUGUGGGAUGACGUGCCAAGGUUAAAGGCGCAAGGUGCUAGCGAGGGCCCUCGGCCUGUUGCUCUGAGACGUGCUGGGCCGCCCGAUCAAGGGGAGCCUGUUGAUGAAACCUUACCCCAGCUGCGGGAGGCUUCACGCUCGCAGGUUCUUGUGCUGCUGGGGGAUUUCAACCACCCCGACAUCUGCUGGACAAGUAGCAUGAUGAGCUGUGGAGAUGAUUCAAAGAAAGUGUUAACUACUCAAAGGGUAGAAGAUACAAAUCUGCACCAGAUUUCCUUACAGACAGAUGAGUCAGAACCAGCAUGCGCAAAUCUUACAGGCUCAGACAGCAUGGAUGUGCUGCAACAGGCUAUUGUAAAUGAGGUACAAAACAUUUAUACUAAUAUAUCUGAAGAUGGAGCCAGCUGCACUGAACAGACACUUCAAGAAAAAGCACAUGAGCUUUUAGCAGCUGCUAAUGGAGAGAGUGUUUCUGAAAGUCCUUAUAAAGCUACCAGAAGCGUACUAAGCGCCACUGAACAAAAGGCCCUGCAGUCAGAGAAAGGAGGGAGGAUCCUACUUGAUGCAGAAGAAAGUGUUGAAGGAUGUCACAUUGAAACUGAAAAUGUUAGUAAUUUAGAGGUUGAGCCUACAGCUUUACAACUCCAUGAAAAGGACAAACUUCAAAUUAGACGAAAGAGAGACGAUCUUCAGGAGACCAACUCUAAAGCAGAUUGGCAUUUUGGUGUUAAUGCAGGCAUGUUUGCUGGAGUAAGUGGAACAGAAAGCACUGAAAAAGAAGAAGAAGGAAAUGCAAAGACCAACAUGCUUUCACAGUUUGCUGAAACAGAAGUAGUCCAAAGUAAAAGAGUAAGAUUAGACCCUCAGGAGACAAGCCAAAAGGCAGCCUCGUAUUCCAGUAGCAGCAAAACCAAGCUUUCGUCUGAACAAACACAAAUCAGUCAAGCAUCAGAACAGAAAACAUCCAAGAAAUCAGGUGAAAAGAGAAAGAUAAAGAGAAAUGCCAAAGGGGAAACUCAACUGCAUAUUGCUGCUAUGAGGGGAGAUUUGUCUUUAGUGAAAACUCUAAUAUCAUCUGGAGUUUGUGUCAAUGAACAGGAUUAUGCAGGUUGGACAGCAAUUCACGAAGCUUCCAAUAGGGGAUUUACUGAAGUGGUCUUAGAAUUAUUGAAAGCUGGUGCUAAUGUUAACAGCAGAAGUCUGAAUGGUACUUUGCCAAUACAUGAUGCAGUUUCUGGCAAUUAUUUGGAGACAGUCAGGAUUCUACUACAGCAUGGAGCAGAUACUUGUGAGAGGGAUGAUUCAGGAAAAAGUGCUUUGGAUGCAGCUUGUGAUGAUGAAAUGAAAGAACUGCUGAAGUCUUACAGUGCUGUGGAAUCUGUACUUGCUGCUGAGACUACUGAAGUUACAGCGAGGAGAUACCCUUCUAGGUCAAGAAGAAGAGCAAAUUGUUGUUACAACUACUGUAGAAAUCAUGAUGUAGCUUUGGAGCCACAACAUGAGAAAUACAGUGUGGAAUCUGUUGCUGCCAUACAAGAUGCAGAAGAGAAGCAAAAAGAACUGUUGCUACUUGAAUUGAGAACUUGCAAAGAUGCAGGGAUGUAUGUCCAGAGGCUGUCUCAGGUGCAAGUUACUUUGAAUGAAAUGCUUGCAAAACAGAAAACAGAAAGGGAUACCCUUGCUAAAAAAUACAGGGCUUCGAUGGAGUCUUUUGAAAAAGGAGCACUGAGGAAACAAUUAGCUAAACUUGCUUCUAGGCAAAAGAGUCUGUUGACUAUUGCCCAAACCCAGGAAGAAUUAGUCCAGAAAAUACAAAAUUACAGAAAAACAAAGCAAGUGUUCAGUGCAUUGUGUUCAGAGAAGCAAAUCUCAAACAUAGUUAUUUCCCAUGGAAAUGAUAAAAGACUAAGUGCUGAUGAAAUCAUGUGUCCUGAUGUAGUUACAUUUAGUAUGGGGCUUGGUGCCAGCAUGCCUAAUGGAAGCAGUGUAGAAGCACAUCGCUCUUUAGAAAAUAGAUUUUCAGCUGAAGAGUGCAGCCAACAUCCACACAUCUGCUUGAAUGAGACAGGAGCAAAUGAAGAAGCAAUUAGAAGCAAAGAGGCUUCUGAUCAUGCUUUGGCAUCUGAAAACAGGGUAAGAGAAUAUCCCUGUGACAACAUGUCAAAACUGACAAAUGCUGUAGAAGUGGUGACACUGCCUUCAGAACCUACUGUUUCCACUGCUAAAGCAGAGUGCUCACAGCAAAAAGACAUUGAUUAUGUAGCAAUUCCAGAACAAGGAAACAGGUCUUUAAAUCCCACUUCAGUGACCAAUGCAUUAAAUACUGUAGAACCCCGAAACACUGUUGUCAAUGUCUUUCAGCCAGCCAGUGACUGCCAGCAGAUUCUUACAGAUAAGGACCUACACAGAUAUGCAGAUAAGAAAAAAGCUCUCCAGCAGCAGCAGCAGCAAGUGAUUUUGUCAACAUCUACAAAGAAAGUUCCUAAUGCUCUGCAGAAAAUGAUCUGUUGGAGUAGUGAGAAGUCAUUUAAUGCCAACUCAGUGCUUACAAAUCUUACCUCAAAUACAGAUUAUCCAGUAAACCUCAGUGAGAAAUUUUCCCAGAGCUGUAGUAAUCAGGAGUGUGAACAAAAGCGAAUGAGAUAUGGAAGAAGAAACAGGAAGAAGCUUCAACUGAUAGAUCUGCUUGAAUUAGGAAGGAUUAAACCGGGUGAAAAUGUGUUAGAAUUCAGACUGCAGGAAUUUGGUCAUAAAGCUACGCUCUUAAACAAUGGCAAGAUCAGAACCAGUAAGAGACAAAUACUGCAGAAUCCAGUUCAGUGGGUUGAGGACCUACUAGGAAGUGAUAUUUCUGUGACAUGGAAGUAUGCAUGGAAUAAGGUUACAUAUCUUGGGACACCAUUGUCAGAAUUUCUUGCUGAAGACGUGUCAGUUUCUAGUGACCUGGAAUUGCCAUCACAAUUGCUUUUGGGAAGGAAUGUAAGGAGGGGCCCCAGCAACCACAGCCAGUGCCAGCAGAGUCCUGGUACUGUCUCCAUUUCUCAGCCUCUUGGGAGCUUUGACCAGAGCAAUAUGCAGCCAGAUACCCAAUCCUUGCCACAGACAGAAGUUGUGAAAACAUUGCUAUGCCCUGAAAGAGAAGCAGCUGUUACCAGAGGAUCUGAGAGCUCUUUUGUCCAGUUCGACUCGGUGGAAAGUCUGACACGUUUUCUUCAGUUCCGUGAGGUAUUGCUGGUACCUAAAGAGGAGCUUCUGCCAUGGCCUGUAAUGGAAAAGCACUGGAAUUUCUACAAAGGAUGUGAAGAUUUUGGAUUCUGA
Opisthocomus hoazin is the source of this 4995-nucleotide messenger RNA. Lineage: Eukaryota; Metazoa; Chordata; Aves; Opisthocomiformes; Opisthocomidae. The record is from RefSeq and is a predicted model, not a curated record.